Messenger RNA from Aegilops tauschii subsp. strangulata, 1030 nucleotides. RefSeq lists its product as uncharacterized. The record is from RefSeq and is a predicted model, not a curated record. Gene Ontology annotation, molecular function: protein binding. Lineage: Eukaryota; Viridiplantae; Streptophyta; Magnoliopsida; Poales; Poaceae.
AGCACUUGCGAAUCAAUUGCACACCAAACAAGGUUUCUUACCCAGAGUUGUUGCGUUUCUGCAUACAUAGCAUACUUCAGCUAGAUCCAUGGCGAAAUGCUGGCUGCUGCUCCACUUGUUGGCGUUUCUCUUGCCAGCGGCGAGCGCUACGUCGUGCCACACCGAUGACCUCCACGCGCUGCAGGGCUUCGCCGGGAACCUCGGUGGUGGUGGCGUGCUCCUACGUGCCGUCUGGUCCGGCGCCUCGUGCUGCGGCUGGGAAGGUGUGAGCUGCGACGGCACAAGUGGACGCGUCACGGCGCUUCGGCUCCCCGGGCACGGGCUUGUGGGGCCCAUCCCUGGAGCAUCCUUGGCGGGCCUCACGCAGCUGGUGGAGCUCAACCUUGCCAACAACAAACUGAUCGGCACCAUCCCAUCAUGGAUUGGUGAGCUUGAUCACCUUUGCUACUUGGAUCUCUCCAAUAAUUCAUUGGUUGGCGAGGUACCGAAGAGAUUGAUACAGCUCAAGGGCCUCGUCUCCACUGGUCGUUCACUGGGUAACAGAAGAACACUCCAACAACAACAACAACCAAAUAUCAUAUCUGGGACAAACAACAAAGUCCGAUCUGGUAGAACCAAUGUUGUAUCCGGGAACGACAACACUGUCAUAUCCGGAAACAACAACACGGUGGCUGGGAGCAACAAUACCAUCACAACUGGGAGCGACAAUACCGUAACUGGUAGCAACCAUGUCGUAUCUGGGAGCAAACAUAUCGUAACAGACAACAACAAUGUUGUUUCCGGAAUUGACAAUAAUGUAUCCGGGAGCUUCCACACCGUAUCCGGUAGUCACAAUACCGUAUCCGGGAGCAACAAUACCGUAUCUGGGAGCAACCAUGUCGUGUCUGGGAGCAACAAAGUCGUGACAGGAGGUUAAUAGUUUGUCUGUCGAUGUAGCUCACAACCACUUGUUGGGGCGAAUUAUGUUUUGUAACCUCAUGGAUGUCCCAUCCUUUUUCUACUUUAAAUAAAAUUUCCAGAAAUUAUCUUA